Molecule: messenger RNA, 1383 nt
Organism: Melampsora larici-populina 98AG31
Lineage: Eukaryota; Fungi; Basidiomycota; Pucciniomycetes; Pucciniales; Melampsoraceae
Exons: 3
Coding region: 1-1383 (460 amino acids)
Source: RefSeq, a predicted model, not a curated record
AUGUCAAAUAUCAACUUGGGAAACAUCACAUCGCGAAUGUCAGCACUCACCCCCUCAGGAAACGGCAACAACGACCCAGCGGUGAACGGUUCAUCGGCCACCAACACCACAGGAAAUGCGGAAAUGGACAAAAAUAAAGGGACAGAGACCGACAAAAACAAGGAAACAAGUCAGUCGGCAAAUUCUAGCGGCACAGGUGCCAAAGGAAAAGAAGCCAACCCACCUGAAAAGACAAUCACGUCCAACCAGGGGAACAAGCAAAAAGGGAAAGAUUCAAUUUCUAGAAUGGAACACAAUUUCUGCGAAUAUUUCGGAGCAGCACCCCCCAAACUCCCUAAAAUCAAGAAGAUCCAGCGUGUUGAAGAAAACCAAACACAAGGACCCAACCAAGCUACCCCUUCCAAAGACUCUCCGUUCGAUUUCGACGAAGAAACCAGGAAGAAAAAACUCAAAGAAGCAUACGCUAGGCUGGAAGAGAUCAAAAAGAUGAAAGAGGAAUUGCAGACGAUAAUUAAUUUGAUCAAAAGUCAAGAGAAGUCGGCGAUAGAUCUCACCGACUCUCAUACAGACAAGACACACAGCCCCAACUCCUCAUCUGCACUCGUAGAAGGUGGUCUAUCCUUUGAUCUCACGAAAGCCCCAGACGCAAGCUCAUUCAGUCUGCCAAUUUAUUUCCACAAGAACAUGCAAGCAUUACAAGGUUCCCUACCCCUCACAGUGUUUAACAAAUCUUGGCAGCAAGCGGCGAGCAAUACACACACAGAGUACAAAAAAUCCGACAAAGACAACGAUAAGUACAGAGGACACCCUGUCCCAAGUGAAUGGACUCAGUCUCGCUACGACUGGACCGAAAACAUGGAUAACCUCAUCACCACCUGUAGAGAAGUCUGCAAAUACAUCGGUUUCGCAGACUCCAUGGAAAUCCACAAGAAGAGGGUCAUGACAAUCUUCAAGCAGCAACGUAGCUGGGUAGUGGCUUUCCGAUAUGAUCUCACAGUAAGGAAAGCGGUUUUCGCAAUCAGAAACCCGGGGGCAAGCGUCCCAAACCCGGCUCUAGAACCCACAGGCUUACUAGACGAAAUCUACUAUUCAGCCAGAUCCCAAAACGAUCUAGUGACCUCUGAUAACCCUUACAGAACUGGAGGCCCCAAAUUCGGUAAAAACCCAUAUUCAGACAUAACAACAGAUUUACCAACAUCCCAAACUUCGUACCAAGCCAAUUCCCAGGCCAGCUCGUCUUCAAGACCUCAGAGAGUCACUCCAUACGCCAAAGGACCGAGUUUGUACGGAAACUACAAGGGGCGAAACUUCAACGCCAACUACAAAAGGCCAGAGUCAGGAAAGAAAGAUUAUAAAGGAAAAGGAAAAGAAAAGAAAGAGUAG